UUAUAUACCUUUUUGCCACAACAAUUCCCAAUCGAAAAGAGAACGCGGAUCACGAUGCUGUAUCUUACAUCAGCCGGGUUAAUAUUGCUCUGCACUUUUUCCGUAGCCAUUGCGGAUACCAGUUGCAAUUUCACUACUAGCUCCAACAGUAGCCUCGGUACCCUCAGUUGCAUUUCUGUAAAUGAGAGUAACACAUACUCGACUGCAGCUAAUAAUGCGCUGCUCAACAACUCCUCCGAUGUAAACCGAACAACCAGCUUCGUCUUAGAAAUCACCGACUCAAACUUUAGUAGUCUUCAGUCGUGGAUAGUAUCGCCUCUAUCGACCAUUUUAGACAGAGUAAUAUCGGUAAACCUAACUAAUUCCAGCAUAGAGACGAUUGAUAAUAACAUCUUGUCGCAGUUUGUGAGUUUACAAACGGUAGACUUGAGUUGGAACCAAAUAAAAUCGAUCAAUGCAAGUAUUUUCCAGGGCUGCGGUAAUUUAACGACUUUAAGUUUAGCAAACAAUCCUAUCAUCGCUUACGAAAAUAAUUCUUUUGGUAACUUAACCAACUUAAAGACCUUGAACCUGACGGUGUUUGUUGGCAAUAUUAGUGCGGAGAGCCUAAACAGUACUUCGUUGGAAAAGUUGAACUUCGUAAGUUCCAACAUAACGUGGUUUAACGACAACAACUUUAUUUUUGUCCCAAAUUUGACGGAAUUGAGAUUCGACAAUAGUACAGUGAACAAUAACACCAACUCUACCCUAAACGGACUGACUAAGCUGGUCUAUUUAGACAAAAGACUAUUCAGGUUUACCAACGAUAUUCCUUACGGCAUAUUCAAAGAUUUAAAAUCUGUAACUGAUAUGGAUUUGAGUUUAAUUUAUAUUAGGGGUAUAUAUAAUGGCACAUUCGAAGGUCUUACCAACGUCCAAUCGCUUAACAUUUCCUUAAAUUUCUUGCUUAAUAUUAAUGAUGUGAAUAUCUUUACCCCACUUCAAAAUAUUACGUCUCUAGAUAUGGCUGGAUCGUUCAUCCUGUACCCUUUGCCCGUGAACUUAUUCAACCCGCUUAAAAACUUGAAACAGUUAAACAUAAGCAACAACCCCACGGAUGAUUUGGUUACUCCAGGUGUACUCAAUGGUUUGGAUAAUCUGGAACUGCUAGACAUGUCGGAUAACUUGUGGUUCGGGAUAAACGCAACAGCCCUUAGCAAUCUGAAGAAGCUGCGCUGGUUGUAUCUAGACAACAACUUUCUGAGUUUGACUGUAUUUCCUCAAUUCGACUACAAGACAUUGGCGGACGAGUUAGUUUCUCUGGAAUAUAUCGGGAUUAGCGAUAACCGCUGGCAGUGCGACGAGCUAUAUGAUAUGCUAACCUAUUUUAAGAGCAAGAAUAUCAGCUACACCCCGAAAUUUGUGAGUACGGCUGAUCCGAACGUAGAUGGUAUCGAUUGCACGGAAAAUAAUUAAUGUAACAAAUAAAAAUGGUUAUCUCUUGUCGUAUUUCUCUUUUAAA
Cylas formicarius (sweet potato weevil) is the source of this 1501-nucleotide messenger RNA. RefSeq names its product leucine-rich repeat-containing protein 15-like. The record is from RefSeq and is a predicted model, not a curated record. The coding region runs from base 55 to 1455 and encodes 466 amino acids. Gene Ontology annotation, molecular function: protein binding. Lineage: Eukaryota; Metazoa; Arthropoda; Insecta; Coleoptera; Brentidae. The transcript is spliced from 2 exons.